Messenger RNA from Hypoxylon trugodes, 1360 nucleotides. Its product is annotated as vacuolar ATP synthase subunit D. The transcript has 5 exons. NCBI's taxonomy places the organism in Eukaryota, Fungi, Ascomycota, Sordariomycetes, Xylariales, Hypoxylaceae. Gene Ontology annotation, molecular function: proton-transporting ATPase activity, rotational mechanism. Bases 390 to 1166 code for a protein of 258 amino acids. Gene Ontology annotation, biological process: vacuolar acidification. Gene Ontology annotation, cellular component: fungal-type vacuole membrane; vacuolar proton-transporting V-type ATPase complex. The record is from RefSeq and is a predicted model, not a curated record.
CAGAAAGUUAGGGCCCCGUUUAUUCGACAAAAGGGUAUAGUAUCAUUAAAAUAGGGAUAAAACAGGGAUAGGAAGGUCACCUUGUUCCUUCUAACAAUAUAUUUUCAUUAAACCCUUAAUCGUCAGGGAAGCUCCAACCUCCAAGCAAGCUAGCCUCCAUCUUCCGUCAUGUAACUCUAAUUGAUAAGGCGGCACUCUAUUCUAUUCUAUCGGGAAUAACUACCUUAAUACCUAAGUUAUCACAAUUUUUUAACAUCGACCACGACUAUACCGAUCUUCGAGUUCCUUUCGACCAGCUCUCCUCUCUCCGCACCCCCAACUCGAUCUAUACUAGUCCUGCCGUGUCUCCAACCAAACCAUAGGGCAGAUUGAAGCACCCAUAAUACACAAUGUCUGGAGCCGGAGAUCGAGAGCCCGUCUUCCCGACGAGACAGUCGUUGGGUAUCAUGAAGGCGAAGCUCAAGGGAGCUGAAACGGGUCACAGUUUACUAAAGAGGAAGAGCGAAGCUCUCACCAAACGUUUCCGAGAAAUCACACGACGAAUCGACGAAGCGAAGCGCAAAAUGGGACGAGUUAUGCAAAUCGCCGCAUUCUCCCUAGCGGAGGUUACAUAUGCCGUAGGAGGAGAUAUCGGCUACCAAGUACAAGAAUCCGCUCGAUCGGCACGGUUCCGAUUACGUACCAAGCAAGACAACGUCUCUGGUGUUCUCCUACCCUCAUUCGAAAGCUACUUAACAGAAGGGAACAACGACUUUGGCCUAACAGGUUUAGGCAAAGGUGGACAGCAGGUCCAGAGGUGUAGAGAGACGUAUGCUCGGGCAGUGGAAACGCUGGUCGAACUUGCUAGUCUGCAGACCGCUUUUGUGAUUCUGGAUGAAGUGAUUAAAGUUGUGAAUCGAAGGGUAAACGCUAUCGAACACGUUAUUAUUCCACGAACUGAAAACACUAUUAAAUACAUCAACUCCGAACUCGACGAGCUGGACCGAGAAGAGUUUUACAGGUUGAAGAAGGUCGCUGGCAAGAAACAACGAGAUACUGCUGCCGCGGAUGCUGAAAUGAAGGCGAAGAAGGAGGCUCAAGAAAAGGAAGGUCAUGAGAGUGUCCAACCGGAUGAUACACCGGCCGAUAUACUAGCUACCGGCGAGGAUGACGAUGUUAUUUUCUAGAGUGAAGCCGGAGACGAUAGAGAGUUGAGACGAGCAAAGGCUUGGGCUGCAUUGUUCAUUGGGUCGUCAUUGUGUAUAUGUAUUCCUCAUGAUACCGACAGGUUACAAUGACCUUGGAUUCCUGUUCACUACAAUUAUAGGCUGGGCACUGAAGUAAACAAACGGGAAUAUAAGUACAAAAUAUUACGCAAAUU